Molecule: messenger RNA, 1452 nt
Organism: Colletotrichum chrysophilum
Lineage: Eukaryota; Fungi; Ascomycota; Sordariomycetes; Glomerellales; Glomerellaceae
Exons: 3
Coding region: 1-1452 (483 amino acids)
Biological process (GO): negative regulation of septation initiation signaling; activation of GTPase activity
Cellular component (GO): mitotic spindle pole body
Molecular function (GO): GTPase activator activity
Source: RefSeq, a predicted model, not a curated record
AUGCCGUCCAGUCCGACCAGAGAUCCAUUCACCGGCCCCCCGGCGCCGCAUGCCUUUGUGCAGUCACACGCGAAAACCACCGAGCUGCUCCCGCCCCCCUCGCCGCGGACGCAUCGCGCCUUGCGCAAACUGCAGUCGGCGCACAACCUUGGCUCCAAGGCCGCCCUCCAACAGAUCCCGCCCCUGCAGCCCUCCUUGAUCGCGCAGCAGCGACUGACACAACGCAACAUCUCGCCCACGCGACGCGAUGCGAGCACCUCCUCCGCCAUGAACGUGAACAGAUCACCGCAGCGAGGACGGUCCAACAGCGAUGCGACGAACCACCACCACCUGAACGCCAUGGCUGCCACGAAGCGCAGCAUGAUGGGUAUCAACCCGCGGUACCUCAACAUGUCUCUGCACCAGCUCAUCAAGGACGGCCCAAUCGAAGGAGAUUCCGUCGAGGCGCUGGGAAUGGCCCGUCGCAAGGUCUUGAGCGAGGGUAUCAAAAGCGACAGUGACGGCAUGUCUACGCUGCGUAUCUACGUCUGGAUCAUCCUUCUUGACACUCCUGUCCUCCCCACCGACGACUAUCUUGCUCUCAUCCACCGCGGCGCGUCCCCGGCGUACUCCAAGAUCCGCAACGAUACUUUCCGCACCCUCACCACCGACCCGUUGUUCCGCCGACGCGUCAGCGAGGCAAGUCUCAUCCGCCUCCUCAAUGCCGUCGCCUGGCGCCUGCACGACGCUCGCGAGCAGCAGCGAAGUCGCGAUCGCGACCGCGACCGCUCGCUCAGCCGACCCAGCACCGGACGAAGCUCCAUAUCCCACGACAGCUCGAACUCGACAGCCACCGCGCACUCCACGAACCCCGCCUCACCUUCUGCCCGCAAUCGCGCGCGAGCUUUGACCUUAACAACGGAGGGCUCCGAGUCUUGCCACGCUGCCGAGCCGGGGACGUAUGUACAGGGAAUGAAUGUGUUGGCAGCUCCCUUCCUAUAUGCUGCGCGCAGUGAGGCCGAGGCGUUCACUGCGUUCUACACCCUGCUCACACGGGAGUGCCCCGGAUACAUUCGAGGCGCAAUGGAUGGCGUCCACAAGGGGUUGGCUCUGGUGGACAAGGUCUUGGCGACUGUCGACUCCAAGCUGAGCGGAUACCUUCACUCCAAGGGCUUGACAGCUGAGAUCUACGCAUUCCCUUCCGUCCUGACAUUGUGCGCCUGCACACCUCCGCUACCCGAGGUCUUGCGCCUGUGGGACUUUCUCUUCGCCUACGGGCCUCACCUGAACAUUCUCUGCAUCGUGGCCCAGCUCAUGGGCAUGCGGGACCAGCUGAUGAGCUCGCCGAGCCCUAACAAGCUCUUGCGCUCGUUCCCUUCGCUCCAGGCGGAUAAGAUUAUUGAACGCACGCUCUGGAUCAUUGAGAGAAUACCACACGACACAUACGCCGCCAUUGUCACCCACGCCCAGUGA